Notechis scutatus (mainland tiger snake) is the source of this 1982-nucleotide messenger RNA. Lineage: Eukaryota; Metazoa; Chordata; Lepidosauria; Squamata; Elapidae. The record is from RefSeq and is a predicted model, not a curated record.
AUGUUCGAGAGGGCAGCAGCCAGGAAGAAAAGGCCCUUCUCCUGCACCUCUGAAUAUUGUUUCAGAGGAUGUUUUUCAGGAGACAGUGGACAUUUUCUGGCAGUUCAUCAGAGGAAGAAUUGGAAGCCAAUGUUCAUUUAUCAUCGUGCACAAAGUAUUGAGAAAAGUUUGGAUACCAGUGAUCAGAAGAAUUAUAGAAAAAAUUUCCACUUGCCUUCCCAUGUAAAAAUAGGCAAGUUGCAUCCUGCAAUCAUAGUUAAAUCAGCAUUCUCCAGACCAGCAUUUGACCCAAGUCUCAAUCUCCUAGCUAUGACUGGGGAGCACCAGGAAGUGGAAAACCUGCCCAUCCCAGCAGCUAAUGUGAUCACUAUGACUCUGCAAAUGGAUGUAAACAAGCUGAAUAUCACUUUGCUUCGGAUUUUCCGCCAAGGAGUGGCUGCUGCUUUAGGACUCUUGCCGCAGCAAGUCCAUAUCAACCGACUGAUUGGCAAGAGGAACUGUGUUGAACUCUUCAUAUCUCCAGUCAGUAGUAAAGGAGUUUCUGAUACUAUCCCAUCCAAGGAAGUACUACGAUCUCUUAAUAUCCACAUCCUACGCCAAGGAUUAACCCAGUUUGGAAUUACAGAGAUAUCCCCAGAGAAAAAUGUUUUGCAAGGAAAGCAUGAAUCGGAUAAACUCUGGAGUAAAGAAGGAUUUUAUGCUGUCAUAAUCUUUCUCAGCAUCUUUGUUGUUAUUGUGACAUGUCUGAUGGUUUUAUAUCGAGUGAAAGAGAAAAUACAAUUUUCUGUGAGACAGGAUAAGAACAAAAAACAGGAAAUACACCUUUCUCCCGUCCCUCUGCAAAGAACUCCAUCUGAAUAUAAGACAGCGAACAGAAUGGUCCAGUCUGAACAGACCCAUAAAGUACUAAAUGUUGUAGUAGAUCCCCAUGGACAAUGUACUACUGAGAUCAAGCCUCCACUUUCUGCCAAUCCAUCACCUUUCAAAAUGAAACCGGUGGGGCUGCAAGAAAGACGAGGAUCCAACGUCUCACUCACCUUAGAUAUGAGCAGCUUAGGAUGUGUUGAACCUUUAAUAGCUGUGCCCACCCCAAGGGAAAAAGUAGCAAUGGAGUAUCUACAAUCAGCUAGCAGAAUGUUGACCAAAGAGCAAUUAAAAGAUAUAGUUGCAAGUUCUCAUUUACUUCAGACAGAAUUCAUGGAAAUUCCCAUGAAUUUUGUCAAUCCUAAAGAAAUAGACAUCCCUAGUCAUGGAACCAAAAAUCGUUAUAAAACCAUUCUUCCAAAUCCUGUAAGCAGGGUAUAUUUGAAACCAAGGAACCCAGUGAAUGCUUUGAGCACCUACAUAAAUGCUAACUACAUCAGAGGUUAUGCUGGCAAGGAGAAGGCUUUCAUUGCAACUCAGGGUCCUAUGAUUAAUACUGUGAAUGAUUUCUGGCUAAUGGUAUGGCAAGAAGACAGUCCUGUUAUUGUUAUGAUCACAAAGCUGAAGGAGAAAAAUGAAAAAUGUGUACUGUAUUGGCCAGAGAAGAGAGGAAUAUAUGGAAAAGUGGAAGUACUUGUUGACAAUGUGCAGGAAUGUGAAAAUUACACUAUCCGCAAUCUAACAUUAAAGCAAGGAAACCUGUCAAGGAAUGUCAAACAUUACUGGUACACUUCCUGGCCAGAUCACAAAACUCCAGUCAGUGCUCAACCUCUUUUACAACUCAUGCUUGAUGUAGAAGAGGACAAGAAGGCUUCAACUGAUAGAGGUCCUAUAAUUGUUCAUUGCAGUGCUGGAAUAGGAAGAACAGGGUGUUUCAUUGCUACUGCGAUUGGUUGCCAUCAGCUCAGGGAAGAAGGAGCUGUUGACGCAUUGAGUAUUGUCUGCCAACUGCGUUUGGACAGAGGUGGAAUGGUCCAAACAAGUGAACAGUAUGAAUUUGUUCAUCAUGCGUUGAAUCUGUAUGAAAGCAGGCUCUCCGCUGAAGCCGUCCAAUGAAA